CAAACAACAGAGUUCGUCAACCCCAACACAGCUAUCUGGUGAUCCACCAGGCCCUACGUCUUGUCCAUUACACAAAUCGAGUGCAUUGCGCAUUGCAGCCAUGUCUGAACAACCUUACGACCCUUAUAUUCCGUCUGGUUCCAACGGACCCAGCACUACUGCUGCGCAAAAUGGCGACCCCCGGACAAGGGAAAUCGACAAGAAAAUCCAGGAAACUGUCGACACGAUGCGUUCGAACAUCUUCAAGGUCUCGGAGCGCGGCGAACGUCUGGACUCGCUCCAGGACAAGACCGAUAAUCUGGCUGUAUCAGCCCAGGGCUUCCGCCGUGGCGCCAAUCGCGUGAGGAAACAGAUGUGGUGGAAGGACAUGAAGAUGCGCGUAUGCUUGAUUAUCUGCGUCAUUCUUUUGCUUGUAGUGAUUAUUGUGCCUACUGUGGUCACCACCAGAAAAUAAGUUACGAACGCAGCGACCGUCAUGAUUGUCUUGGGAAUGGAUGACGUUUUUCUUUUUCACUUGGUCCUGGUUUAUCUGUGUUGUGCCCGUGAAGCUUUUGUUUCCAGCUAC
This is a messenger RNA of Aspergillus homomorphus CBS 101889, 565 nucleotides long. RefSeq names its product SNAP receptor SNC2. Gene Ontology annotation, cellular component: plasma membrane; SNARE complex. Gene Ontology annotation, molecular function: syntaxin binding; SNAP receptor activity. The record is from RefSeq and is a predicted model, not a curated record. The transcript has 3 exons. NCBI's taxonomy places the organism in Eukaryota, Fungi, Ascomycota, Eurotiomycetes, Eurotiales, Aspergillaceae. The coding region runs from base 101 to 454 and encodes 117 amino acids. Gene Ontology annotation, biological process: vesicle-mediated transport; vesicle fusion.